Messenger RNA from Pseudomyrmex gracilis, 3142 nucleotides. It is a transcript of the gene Su(var)2-10, whose product is annotated as E3 SUMO-protein ligase PIAS2. Gene Ontology annotation, molecular function: zinc ion binding; transcription coregulator activity; SUMO ligase activity. NCBI's taxonomy places the organism in Eukaryota, Metazoa, Arthropoda, Insecta, Hymenoptera, Formicidae. Bases 528 to 2216 code for a protein of 562 amino acids. The record is from RefSeq and is a predicted model, not a curated record. Gene Ontology annotation, biological process: protein sumoylation; regulation of transcription by RNA polymerase II. The transcript is spliced from 9 exons.
AAUGAUAACGAGCAGGUGUAGUACCGUUUCAUAUAUACGGAAGGAAAUGCUACGUCCUUUCCUGUUGGCGGAUUGUGUCGGAAUUUUGUGUCGCCGCGCAUGGUGUCGCGUUGAUUUCCGGAAUUGGAGAAUUUUUUUUGUCGGGAAUAGUUUUCGUCGCGGAGAGACAGAGCGAUCGCGUGUACACGCAUACGCGCGCACAAUUCUGUUUAUUCCGUCGCGUCCCGUCCCGUCCCGCUCUUCAAUGCUAUGCACGCCCCCAGAUGCGCAUCAGUCUGAACAUAUUUCGCGGGCGCUUGGUCUCUGAUCGACGACCGAUGAGUUACGGAUAAGACGACGCGUUGCGCGAAGAACCGUUUGCGAGUGUUAUUUUCGUGGGUAAAAACACGAGUGGACGAAUACCUAUUUGUAUAUUGGCUAGACUGCAGUUUGAGGCACGGUGACUUUCGUUUGACUCUACACGAGAGCGCAAGCUAUCGAUGGUUCUGACAACGUGAUGUAAUUUCGUUCGUGGAUAAUUAUGGAGUAUGGUAUUAAAUUUUCGAGUGUCUGAGCUUCAGAUGCUUCUUGGUUUUGCUGGUAGAAAUAAGUCUGGCAGAAAGAACGAGUUGCAACAACGUGCACUGGAGCUAUUGCGUUUAAGAUCACAUCCAGCUAUUCGCCUAAAAAUUCGUGAAUUAUAUAAAACAAUACAAGCAGAUCAAAUGGCUACCGCUCAUCAAAUAUACGGCCAAACUGGCAGUUCCGCAGAACCACAAAUAGAUCAAAACAUGCAUAAUAGAAAUUAUUAUUCAACAAGACAAGCAAUGAGUCAACAACAACAGCAACAAGCAUCUGUUGCUGCUGGAAAGGAAUUGCCACCAGCGCAUCAAGCAUCUUUACCUCAAGCACCUAGAACAAAUCCAGUAUAUCAGACACCUGGUUAUACUUCUGUACCAUCACAGCGUGUAGCAAAUACAGGGUAUCAUCCGUAUCCAUAUAAUCCGAAAGUUUUAUCAACACCACUACAAAUACAACCUGCUGCAAGUCAAUAUCCCGUACAUCCAGAUGUCAGAUUGAAAAAACUUCCGUUUUUUGAUUUAUUAGGAGAAUUAUUAAAACCUUCUAGUUUAAUGCCACAGGGAACAAUGAGAUUACAAGAGAAUUCGUUCACAUUUCAUCUGACUCCACAGCAGGCGACAGAUAUUGGCACCUCACGCGAUUGUCGAACAGGCAGUAAAAUGGAUUACAUUGUACAGGUACAAAUGCGAUUUUGUUUACAAGAAACGUCAUGCGAACAAGAAGAUCAUUUUCCACCAAAUAUUGCUGUAAAAGUUAACGGAAAAUUGUGUCCUUUACCGAAUCCUAUUCCUACAAAUAAACCGAGCGUAGAACCAAAACGACCACCACGGCCUAUCAAUAUCAGUCCCUUAGUAAAACUGUCGCCCACUGUCGGAAAUGAAAUUCGCGUCACAUGGUCGGCUGAUUACGGUAGGCGAUACGCAAUCGCGGUUUACCUCGUAAGAAAAUUAUCCAGUGCUGAGUUGCUUAAUAGAUUAAAAAACAGAGGUGUGAGGCAUUCGGAUUACACAAGAGGAUUGAUUAAGGAAAAAUUAAAUGAAGAUGCUGAUAGCGAAAUAGCUACUACGUCACUGAGAGUAUCGUUAGCCUGUCCUUUGGGAAAGAUGAGGAUGUCUACACCGUGUCGCGCAUCGACGUGCUCUCAUUUACAGUGUUUUGACGCUUCCUUGUUCCUUCAAAUGAACGAGAGAAAGCCGACUUGGAAUUGUCCAGUCUGUGACAAGCCGGCGCUCUAUGACAAUCUUGUGAUCGAUGGGUACUUCCAGGAAGUUCUCAACUCGAAUAAGUUGUUGCCAGACGUAAAUGAGAUUCAGUUGUUACAAGACGGUUCGUGGGAGAACUUGGUUUUGAAAAAAGAGAAGGAUAAGGAAAAGGACAGGGAAAAGAAUGAAACUAAGACUGAAUCAAAUCAGGAUAAAAUUGAUGUAGACACAGUAGACUUAGAUGAAAGUAAUCCUACUACUCCAGCACCAAAAGAAAAGAAACGCGCAGUUGUUAUCGAUUUAAUAUCGGAUAGUGAUGACGACGAAGACAACACGCCGACUCAAAGUACAAAGAAACCAGCCAUUGGCAUUUCAUCGCCAAAGAAAGCACAGACCAACUCCAUUAGUAGUACAAGUGAAUCACCUGAGUUAAUGAUAAUCGAUUUAGAAUGAGGAACCGUGUAAAAUGAGUUAUACACGCGCGUGCGCGUGCUUACACACACGUACAGUGAAACUCUGUAAAAAUUACUACUUAUUAUUCUACACGCGACAUUCGAUCAUCUUUUCUGUACAUUAGAAUUUACAGUCAUGGAAAUGCCAUGUUUUUUGGGCAACUUUAUAUUUUUCGUUGUUUAACGGAAGCAAGAUUAAGAGGAAGAUGAGUGAAUGAAUCUGUGACUGAACGAUUUACAUUUAUUUAGAAUAUUAUUAAUAUAACGCUGCAUUCCCACGUAUGUUUUGUCCAAUUUUUGGCGAACUGAAUCUAGGCGUUGAAUUUCGAUCCAAUUCGAUAUACGUAUUUUAAUACAGAACAUUUGUGUAAUAUACAUACAUAUAUAUAUUAUAUACAUAUACAUACAACGUAAGUGAAAAUAAAGUUAUCUCCGUUUUUCGUAUUUAAGUUCCUUGCAUUAACCUUAACAUAUGCGAGGUCUCAGCGCGCGCAAGCUAGACGAGUAUGUUUUUUUAAAAAAGAAAAGAAACAAGAUCGCAAAAAUACAAUUCUUUGUGAUGUUCAAUCAAUCGGAGAUUAACUUAAAUGAUAAACUAUAUCUAUAACAUUAACAUGUAGAUUAUAUCGAUGCUUCUUUUUCAAGAUUUAUGUUUCAGAUAUAUAAUUGCUUUUAUUCUACAUACAUUAUUACUUAUUAAAUACUUGGACAAUAUAACACUCAGGAAGAUAUGCUCGAUGUGUUUAUUUGAUGUUUUCUUUCUGGAAAUAUUAGUUUUUUUUUUUUUUUGUGAAAAAAGUGAGGACGAAAAUGUCUGCGGUAUACAAACGUGUAGAAUGUGGAAAAGUCGCAAAAACGUUUUACCGCACGCGGACAACUGAUGGCGUAUAUGUGUAACGUGUUUUUUUCUUACUUUGGUGUCACAAG